GAAAGCAAAUUAUAAUUCCAUCAUCAUCAUCACUAUGUUCUUAUUAUGCCUGAUAAUUUCAGAGGCCGCUGCAGCAAGUAGUAGUAGUAGUCAUUAUGUCCUUGUGGAAGAAGGGCCAAAGAAGUUGUUUGUGUUUGGGGAUAGCUAUGCGGACACCGGCAAUUACCCACCCACAAAUGCUUCCACCCCGUGGAGGCAACCUUAUGGCAUCUCCUUCCCCGGCAUACCCUCCGGCCGUUGGUCCGAUGGCCGGGUUCUCACCGACUACAUCGCAUCGUACUUGGGACUGGAAUCCCCGCGACCUUAUGCAAUGUGGAAGCGGAGCGGGGAAGAAGAAGAAGACGGGGACGGGAUGAACUUUGCGUACGGAGGGACGGGGGUGUUCGAGACCCGCGUGGACGGGCCGAAGAUGGGGACGCAGAUAAAGAGUCUGGGGCAACUCGUGAGCCGGAAUGUGUACACCAGACAGGACCUCUCCUCCUCCUUGGCUCUCGUCACCUCCGUUGGGAAUGACUACCUUACCUUCCUCCUUGACCACGGCAAUUUAAAGCAAGUGGAGGGUUUUGCAGAGAAUCUAACGAGGCAACUCAGUGAAAACCUGAAACGCAUUCAUGAGAUGGGAAUCCCAAAAGUAGCAGUGACCGCUAUGGAGCCUAUGGGUUGCCUACCUGGCCCUGCUUCUUCUUCAUCAAACUGCAACAAAAUUGGCAACCGCAUCACCAGGUUUCACAAUCAACUCCUCAGACAAAGGGUGGACCAACUCAACCACCACUACAGCAGCCGACCUUUCGUCAUUCUUGAUCUCUAUGCCGCCUUCACCUCUGCCUUGAACAUCCGGGACGACCGCCCCGGGAAGAGUAGCUUCGAGGAGCCAUUGAUGCCAUGUUGCAGAGGGAUGUGUGGGGUGGUUGACGAGAGGGGAAACAAGGAAUACACAGUGUGUGAUGAUCGGAGAAAGGCAUUCUUCUUCUGGGACGCCGUGCAUCCGUCACAGCAAGGCUGGCUUGCCGUUUAUUCCGCCCUGAAACCCUCUCUCCCCGCCCUCCUCUUCUCUCCCCACUACUACUCGCCGCCGCCACCGCCACCACCUCAUGCCUUCCACUAUUUAAUUUAGUCAUGACGACGACAACCUUAAUUAAACAUGCAAAAUAAACUGAUGAGGGGAUGGUUUUAUUAUGAACUACCUCAAGUUGGAUGGAUGUUCCUAUGUGUUCAUAAUCAUAUCUAUUAUUGGGAGAUAAUAAUUGUGGGUUAAAUUA
Messenger RNA from Cuscuta campestris, 1259 nucleotides. Lineage: Eukaryota; Viridiplantae; Streptophyta; Magnoliopsida; Solanales; Convolvulaceae. The record is from the annotation of a GenBank genome assembly.